AUGGCCGCGGGGCCGCCCGGCAGCCGCCGCCUCCUGCCGCUGCUGCUGCUGCUGGGGCCGGCGCUGGGGCCGGCGCUCGGGCAGGGCCUGGGGCAGACGCGCUUCAUCUGCACCUCGGUGCCGCUGGACGGGGACGUGUGCGCGGCCUCGGCGCUGGGCACCGGCUCGGCCGAGGAGCUGAAGGGCACCGUGCUGCAGCUGCGGGAGACGGUGCUGCAGCAGAAGGAGACCAUCAUGAACCAGAAGGAGACGAUCCGCGAGCUCACGGCCAAGCUGGGCCGCUGCGAGAGCCAGAGCGUGCUGGAGCUGCCCGGCGAGGGAAAGGGCAGGAAGGGCUUUUCCAAGAACACCAUGGGCGACCUGUCGCGGCCGGCCGCCGCCGAGACCCUCAGCCAGCUGGGGCAGACGCUGCAGUCCCUGAAAACCCGGCUGGAGAACCUGGAGCAGUUCAGCAGGAUGAACUCCUCCAGCCAAACCAACAACCUGAAGGACAUCCUGCAGAACAAGAUCGAUGACCUGGAGAAGCAGGUGCUGUCGCGGGUGAACAGCCUGGAGGAGGGCAAGCUCAGCCCCCGCAACGAGUCCGAGGAGCGCGGCAAGAUCGAGAGCACCCUCACCUCGCUGCACCAGCGCAUCAGCGACCUGGAGAAAGGCCAGAAGGACAACCGGCCCCCGGACAGAUUCCAGCUCACCUUCCCCCUGCGCACCAACUACAUGUACGCCAAGGUGAAGAAGAGCCUGCCCGAGAUGUACGCCUUCAGCAUCUGCAUGUGGAUCAAAUCCAGCGCCUCCCCCGGCAUGGGCACCCCCUUCUCCUACGCCGUGCCCGGGCAGGCCAACGAGCUGGUGCUCAUCGAGUGGGGCAACAACCCCAUGGAGAUCCUCAUCAACGACAAGGUGGCCAAGCUGCCCUUCGCCAUCAACGACGGCAAGUGGCACCACAUCUGCGUCACCUGGACCACGCGGGACGGCGUGUGGGAAGCCUACCAGGACGGCACGCAGACGGGCAACGGCGAGAACCUGGCCCCCUACCACCCCAUCAAGCCCCAGGGCGUGCUGGUCCUGGGCCAGGAGCAGGACACGCUGGGCGGCGGCUUCGACGCCACGCAGGCCUUCGUGGGGGAGCUGGCCCACUUCAACGUGUGGGACCGCAAGCUGAGCCCGGGGGAGGUGUACGGCCUGGCCACCUGCAGCUCCAAGGCGCUGGCGGGCAACGUCAUCGCCUGGGCCGAGGCCAACAUCGACAUCUACGGCGGGGCCACCAAGUGGACUUUCGAGGCCUGUCGGCAGCUCAACUAGGGCCACGGACACGCGAGAGAAACCUCCUCAGCGGGUUCUUUUAUUUAUUUUUUUUUUCCUCCUUGUUUUGCGCAAAAAACGACCGAGAACGAAGCCACCCGACUUGUCCCGGGAGCAGGGAUGCCCCGGCAGCGGGGCGCCCGCCCCCGGAGCCCCACGACCCUCCGGUCUCUGUCUUGCCAACGUCCUUCAACGCCUGCGUGCCUUGGCCUGGCGCGGCUGCGCCCCCCCCGCCGCCCC
Messenger RNA from Serinus canaria (Common canary), 1539 nucleotides. RefSeq names its product neuronal pentraxin 1 (gene NPTX1). Gene Ontology annotation, cellular component: plasma membrane; neuron projection. NCBI's taxonomy places the organism in Eukaryota, Metazoa, Chordata, Aves, Passeriformes, Fringillidae. The record is from RefSeq and is a predicted model, not a curated record. Gene Ontology annotation, biological process: axonogenesis involved in innervation. The transcript has 5 exons. The coding region runs from base 1 to 1299 and encodes 432 amino acids.